Messenger RNA from Corapipo altera (White-ruffed manakin), 1166 nucleotides. RefSeq lists its product as uncharacterized. NCBI's taxonomy places the organism in Eukaryota, Metazoa, Chordata, Aves, Passeriformes, Pipridae. The coding region runs from base 819 to 1166 and encodes 115 amino acids. The record is from RefSeq and is a predicted model, not a curated record. The transcript is spliced from 3 exons.
CCUCCAGGAGCGCUCCGGGAGCAGCCGCUGCAUCCGGGCAGAGGGAGGAGGGACAGGCAGCCACUGCAGCAGGGCAGAGGAUGUUAUUUAACGUGGCUCCAGUCUCCUCCCCCUCGCCGGCUGGGCUGGGGGAAGGGGGGAGCGGGCUGUAGGGAAGGGAUAAGCGGCGGGGGGGUGAUGCCGGGAGCUGCCCGAGCCCCCCGAGCGGAGCCCGCCCGCCGCAGCCCCGGGGCCGCCGGUCCCAGAGGGGGCUGCGUCCCCUGGAAGCCUCCUGUGACCUCCUGAGGUGAAGCUCGGGCUCAAAGCCCCGGGAAGAGGCGGAGAAGGAUCUCUGCGGUGCUCCGGCAUCCCCGGGGCCCUCGGAGCGGGAGGGUUGGAAGAACGGAGGCUCCCGGCUCCAGCAUCCCGCCGUGGGAAAACUCCCCUGUUCCCGCAGGGGAUGUGCCCGGGCUCACGGACAAGCUGCUGCUGGGUUUAGACACCUCGGGAGGAGAAGAACCUCAUGACUUUGCUCAAACCAUGGGAGAAACCCUUGAAGGGGCCAAUCCUCAGUGCCUGGUGCUAAUUUGUGCCUGAAGCCACCAGACCUGCCCAGGACAAAUAAGAACCACCUGGGAGACGCAGAGACACUUAAUUUUCCCCAAUGAAAAUACUGAUGACACUCAGCUGAAAACGCGUGCUGAUCCUGCCCCUUGAAAAGAGGGAAAGGAGCAUCCUGGGAGUUCUGGGAGAGGCACCAUUGUCCCCUGGGGGUCUCCUCCUGCCCGCUGAGGAUCUGUGGGGCACAGGAGCUUCUCAGAGCUGCUGGGCUCUGCUCCAUGACUAACACAGAGGACGCUGAGAGAACUAUGGACUCCCCUCCGGUGACCUCCAGCCCUGCACCAGGGCCUGUUACCUUCUCACAAGUUUUUGGGCAGCAGUGCCAGCUCAUGGAAGCAGCCGUUGAGUCGCUGCAUUCCUUGAACGACCAGAUCUCCCAUUUUAUUGUCAACAAGUCAAAAACGCUGGAUGAGGAGGAAGAAGCCUUUUUGCCCAGUGAGAAGGAAUCUCUGAAAAGUGCCAUGAUGCUGAUGAGGCACCUCCUGAUGGAUGCACAGGCUGUUGCUGAGGUGGCCGUGCUAAUCACUGCAGAACGAGUAGCAGGGCAGUGCUAUUUCCCCAGCUGA